Molecule: messenger RNA, 2708 nt
Organism: Cyprinodon variegatus (sheepshead minnow)
Lineage: Eukaryota; Metazoa; Chordata; Actinopteri; Cyprinodontiformes; Cyprinodontidae
Product: 1-aminocyclopropane-1-carboxylate synthase-like protein 1
Exons: 15
Biological process (GO): amino acid metabolic process; biosynthetic process
Molecular function (GO): transaminase activity; pyridoxal phosphate binding
Source: RefSeq, a predicted model, not a curated record
GGAUGCAGAUAUUGUGUGCGUCUGUUUCCCCCAAUCCUGUGAAGUUACGAGCAGAUUAUUACAGAAUUAGUAAAAAAAACCAGCACAUUCUAACAAACGCUCAGCAGAAAUAGGGUCAAUGUGCCGUGAUGCAACACCAGAAUGACAACACCACAUCAAUAGUGUUUUGAAGAGCUGCACUUUUGUUCUAAGAAUACAACUUAGAUGCAUUAUGGACUUCCGCACCAGGAGGUAUGAAAGAGGUAGCAACUGGACCGACCCGGAGAUCGUGGAGCUCCUGCAGCUCUGGUCUGACGAGUCGGUGCAGAUCGAGCUGGAGAGCUCUCUGCGCAACCAGCGCGUGUUUGACCGCAUCGCGCACAUUCUGCGGGAAAAGGGCAUCUACCGCUCAGGCGACCAAUGUAGGGAAAAGAUCAAGAAGAUGAAGCUGGAGUAUAGGCGAAUUAAAGACAACCACAAGAUGAGGACUUGGAAGUUUUAUGACGUGAUGGACAGAGUGUUGGCGAAUCGCCCGGCUGUCAGCUACUCCUCUUUGGGAGGAGCUGUUGUUGCUCAGCAGGUGUUCCAGGGCUCAGGUGGCUCUGAGGCAUACCUGCAGGGGGUCCCUGUCGGUUCGUUUGGCCCCUCAUCCUCAGGUGGGUUUCUGUUCGGCCAGCCACCUAAAGCUGAAGAUUCACUGGAUAUAAAAUGUGAAGAUGCUGAGGAGAGCAUGCUGAACUCUGGGGUUGCACCACCAGAGAUGUACUAUGUCUGCGGGGAUGAUCGGGAAACAGAUGGACAGUCUCUACUGGAAGCAGAGGACACACUGGGUCAAGCUGAAGCCUCGACUAAUACAAGAGUCUCCCCCUCAGGUUUCAGUGAGAGGACCGCUGCUGCUUCUGCAACAUCUGCCACUCAGAUUGGUCCUGUGAUGCAAGAAACAUCUGAGCAGCUCCACAGGGAGGUUCCUCAUGGGUCAGGUUGUGUGAAACAGAGGAAGCGUAGGCGGGGUGGCAGAGCUUCAUGUGGCAAAUCAGGUGGUCGGGAGAGCCUGGACAAGGCUCUGGUCAGUUUCCUGAACUGGCAGAAGUCUGCCGAGGAGCGCCUCCUCUCCCUGGAGGAGGCUCGACUGGAGAGAGAAUUCCAGGCAGAGGAGCGAAGGGAGCAGAGGGAGGAGAGAAGGGCAGAAAUGGAGAGGCAGCAUGAGCUCCACCUGCUCAGCAUGCUCACGGGGGCGCUGUUCACCACCAGACAAGGUUCCUCAGCUACCGUGACAUCCAAUCCGCCUGUCUCACCUCUGGCUCAUCUGGCUACUCCUCCCGUGGCCUCAGUCGGCCCCACUGUCUCGUCAUCUUUAGCUCAGCCUCCCCCAGAGGCGCCCGCAGCACAGCCUGUCUACACUCAGGAGACAAAAAAGUCCCAGCCCACAUCUGUCAAGACCUGCCAAGUGUCACAGGAGGUUUUAGGAACACUGAGAGGUUCAGAGGCUCCUGGCCACAGCAUUUAUCUGUCCAGUCGCGGUAACAGCAUUAGACAGCAUCAAGGCAUUCUCCAAGAGGGCUUUAUCCAGUAUGCAAUGGACAAAUAUCACCAAACAGACAAUCCUGAUGGUAUAGUCAACUUGGGAACCAGUGAGAACAAACUGUGCUAUGAUCUCCUUUAUAAAAGAUUAACUAAGCCUGACAUGUUGCACGUGGAGCCCUCCCUGUUGCAGUAUUCCAGCUGGAUUGGGCACACUUUUCUUAGAGAAGAAGUUGCAAAGUUCCUGUCUCACUACUGCUGCUCUCCCAAGCCACUGAGAGCUGAUAAUGUUGUGGUGAUGAAUGGCUGUGGUUCGCUCUUCUCAUGUAUUGCUGCUGUAAUUUGUGAUCCUCAAGAUGCCAUUCUUAUUCCUACUCCUUUCUAUGGAGUCAUAACUGAAGAUCUGAAUUUGUACAGUGCUGUAAAACUCUUCCAUAUUCCUCUGGAUUGUGAGGCUGAUGGCAAAGACAGCAGACCCUUUCACCUCACCGUUGGGAAACUGGAAGCAGGGCUGAGAAAGGCUAAGCAAGAGGGGAAGAACAUUCGAGCCCUUAUUCUCAUGAACCCUCACAAUCCUCUGGCUGAGAUCUACACUCCAAAGGAAAUGAUUGCCUUCUUAGAGUUUGCUAAAAGAAAUGAGCUGCACGCCAUUGUAGAUGAGGUGUACAUGCUGACGGUCUUUGAUGAGUCUGUCACCUUUCACAGUGUCCUCAGCAUUGAGAGUUUGCCCGACCCACAGAGGACGCAUGUGAUGUGGGGGAUGAGCAAGGAUUUUGCAAUGGCAGGAAUCAGGAUUGGUACUUUAUAUACUGUGAACACAGAUCUUGUGGAGGCUUUGGCUCAGCUGGGCUCCUUCCACGGUCUGCCUGGAACUUUGCAGCACCAGGUGGCUCAGCUGCUCCGGGACAGAGACUGGAUCAACAACGAGUUUCUACCAGGGAACCGUUGCAGGCUAAAAAGUUCUCACAGUCUUCUUACCACAGAGCUGCGAAGCAUUGGCAUCCCCUUCCUGGACAGACCUGCUGGCCUCUAUGUUUGGGCUGACUUUAGGAAGUAUCUGAGCGAGUCAUCAUUUGAGGCAGAGUUGGCUCUUUGGAGGCGUUUUCUCAGACACAAAGUGUUGUUGAGCUGCGGCCAAGCAUUUUCAUGCUCUACACCUGGAUGGUUCAGGAUCGUCUUUGCAGACCAGCAGCCCCAACUUCAGCUCG